CUAUAAAUAAGACUAGGCCAUGCAGCGUCAAGGACACAAAAGAAACACCAAGAAUCUAUCCAUGGCUAAAGUUACUAACUCUUUCUUUGCUCUCCUUUUGAUCUCUUCUCUUUUAAUUGCUCCUUACUUAUCCAUCUCCGAGGCCGCUGACAACUCAGUUCCGAUCGUGAAUGGUCUCUCCUUGACUUUCUACAAAACUUCAUGUCCAAAGCUCGAAUCCAUUAUUAGAACUCAGCUGAAGAAGGUGUUCGACAACGACAUUGGCCAAGCUGCUGGCUUGCUCCGCCUUCAUUUCCAUGAUUGCUUUGUCCAGGGAUGCGACGGAUCUGUGUUGCUGGACGGAUCGGCGAGCGGGCCGGGUGAGCAACAGGCUCCGCCGAACUUGAGCUUGAGGGCCAAGGCAUUCGAGAUCAUCAAUGACCUGCGCAACCGUGUCGAGAAAGCAUGUGGAAGAGUGGUCUCUUGUUCUGAUAUCGUCGCGCUUGCUGCUCGUGACUCCGUUUACUUGUCAGGUGGUCCAGACUAUGGCAUACCAUUGGGAAGAAGAGAUGGACUGACUUUCGCCACCGUAAACGCCACAUUGCAGAACCUACCACCGCCCUUUGCCAACGCCACCACCAUCCUUUCCAUGCUCGCCACAAAAAACUUCGACCCCACCGACGUUGUAGCUCUCUCCGGCGGCCACACCAUCGGCAUCAGCCGUUGCACAUCUUUCACCACCAGGCUCUACCCUACCCAAGACCCCACCAUGGACAAAACCUUUGCCAACAAUCUCAAGGUAAUAUGUCCCACGUUAAAUUCAACCAACACAACGGUGAUGGACAUAAGGAGCCCCAACAAAUUCGAUAAUAAGUAUUACGUGGACCUGAUGAACCGUCAAGGGCUGUUUACCUCGGAUCAGGACUUGUACACUGAUAGCAGGACGAGGGGGAUUGUUACUAGCUUUGCCAUUAAUGAGACGCUCUUCUUCGAGAAGUUUGUGGUGUCGAUGAUAAAGAUGGGACAGCUGAGUGUGUUGACUGGUAACAAUGGCGAAAUCCGUGCUAAUUGCUCGGUGAGGAAUGCUGAUAAUAAGUCGUACUUGGCGUCUGUGGCGGAAGAGCUGCCGGUGGAGGAAGCUUGGUCUGACCUUUAAACACUUAAUAAGCUAUUCAAGCAUGUAACAUGUUAACUAUGUGACUGUUUAGCAUUUAAUGUAUGACAGUGGGGGGACUGAGGUUUGUAUUUUACCGUGUAUGGGAGAUUAUGUUCUACAGUUUUUACUCGUUUUCGUUUCGGGUUUUAUUGAAAGAAA
This is a messenger RNA of Gossypium arboreum, 1294 nucleotides long. Its product is annotated as peroxidase 12. Bases 20 to 1135 code for a protein of 371 amino acids. The transcript is spliced from 3 exons. Gene Ontology annotation, molecular function: heme binding; peroxidase activity. The record is from RefSeq and is a predicted model, not a curated record. Lineage: Eukaryota; Viridiplantae; Streptophyta; Magnoliopsida; Malvales; Malvaceae. Gene Ontology annotation, cellular component: plasmodesma; plant-type cell wall. Gene Ontology annotation, biological process: hydrogen peroxide catabolic process; response to oxidative stress.